Molecule: messenger RNA, 7162 nt
Organism: Cephus cinctus (wheat stem sawfly)
Lineage: Eukaryota; Metazoa; Arthropoda; Insecta; Hymenoptera; Cephidae
Gene: Nckx30C
Product: sodium/potassium/calcium exchanger Nckx30C
Exons: 9
Coding region: 1598-3631 (677 amino acids)
Biological process (GO): calcium ion transmembrane transport; intracellular calcium ion homeostasis
Cellular component (GO): membrane
Molecular function (GO): calcium channel activity; calcium, potassium:sodium antiporter activity
Source: RefSeq, a predicted model, not a curated record
CCUCCACCUUCUCUCUGUCUCUCACUUCGCCCUCUGUUAUCCUCCUGGCACAGCUACGCCGUCGCCACCACUGACUCCUCUUACGCCUCCGAUAGGACCACUAGCACCACCAGCAACGCCCGAUCUUUGGGACCGAUGCAAAAAAAGAUCUACUCAGCAGAAGCUCAACGUUCUCAACGAGACAACAUUGGACGUACAAAGUGAGGAGCUACAGUUUUUGUCAGAUUUGGGAACGUUACGGUUUAAGAACUUCAAGACCCAGGGCUGCACAUCCGACAGUCUGCCCACCGGAACUCACGUGAUUCACCAUCGAGAAUUGCAAAUGUAACUGGCGGUGAAGGUGCAACGUGGAGAAUGGCAUCCUGGAGACCCCGAGACCCAGAGACCCAGAGACCCGGAGACCCAGAGAGCAGUCUCCGCCCUUGUUCGACAAGACUCGCACGCAAAUACUAUCUUCUCGGAUUCGGUCUGCUACCCUCUCAUCCCUCUUUCGAGUCUGCCAGUCCACGUGUGCGUUCGUGCACGCGCGUUAUGGAUCCGAAUAUUAAGCCAUUCUCCUUUGGUGAAAUCAGGGCAUCUCGCUCGACAGGCACGAUAGGGAGGUCGGCUGAUCGUUAGGACUGUGCCCGCUUACAGUGAAAAAGAAAAGGGGAAAAGAUAGAUAAGAAGAAAGAAAAAUGUAUCGUGCAUCGCAAGUGCAUCUGCUAUUAACCGUGAGUGUGGAUUAUCGCAAUCAAGUACAUUAUAGAUAGGAACAUAGAAGAAGAGGGUUGACUUUUGUACGGUUCGCUGGCUGGAUGGCUGGAUUGCUAGCUAGCUGGAGGAUAUGCCAGGUUGACGGCUGGUGGUAGUCGAAUAUCGAGCGGCGCGUGGUAGUCAGGGCGCGUGCUCUGGAGCGGGUUUACUAGUGAAGGUGAGGGAUAGAGGAAAAGAGACAAGGGGACAGAACGGUGGUGGGUGCAAGUGAGAUAAAAGGAUUGAGGAUAGUCGAGUAAGGGGAGCACCGGUUGUACAAGGGGGUGCUUAGUUGCCCCAGUGUGCAGCGGGCGGGCAUCGCGGCGGGGGCGCCGUUCAGCUGCUGCUGCUGCUGCUGCUGCUGCUGCUGCUGCUCCUGCUCCUGCUCCAGCACCUGUUCCUCCUGCUACUACUACUACUACUACUACUACUACUACUACUAAUUCCAAUACUACUAUUGCUACCACUACUACUACUACUACUAGUGCUACAGCUACUGUUAUUGUUACUACUGCGACGUAACAACGACGACGACGAGGACGGCGACUACUUGGACGAUCAGGCCGACGACAACGACAACGACGGCCGGGACGUGUAAAAGAACUGUGCGAGCAUCCAGUAGUUAAAUAAAGUCGUGUGCCGUUAGAGGCUGCCUAGGAGAGAGGCAGCUCAGAGACCAGUGCCAUAAUCUCGUGGAGGAGAUAACGACUCUAGGGUAAGAUUAAGUGCGGGAUAGAGAGAAGGUGACAGAGGCUGUGCGUGACAGAAGAGAAAGAAGAGUCAGAGCAAGAAGAACGUGGAGGAGGAAAAGAUGAAGCAGAGAGGAAAAUAAGUGGAGAGACCAGAGUCCUAGAGCGGCGGCAUGCUCGCCCGGGGGCUGCUACUCGGGCUGCUGCUGGCAACCCCUCAGGGCUGGGCCCAUCGUCCAGCCCCCAGCAACACCAUUCUUCUCGUGUCAACGGGAACCAACAACAACAACAUCACGGAGGAUCCCAACAGUGGCCAGGAGGAUGGUAUCGACGUUGAUAACAAAACUGCGUCCCCGGAGCAGCGACCGUUGUUCCCCAGGGACCUAUUCGAACGAGAGCAACUAAGACGAGGUGCCGUGAUACUACACGUACUCGGGGUUAUUUAUAUGUUCGUCGCCCUGGCCAUCGUUUGCGACGAGUUCUUCGUACCGUCUCUCGACGUGAUCAUCGAGAAGCUCGAGAUCGCCGACGAUGUUGCUGGCGCGACAUUCAUGGCCGCCGGCGGUUCCGCCCCGGAACUAUUCACCUCGAUUAUCGGUGUCUUCGUUUCCUUCGACGACGUCGGCGUCGGUACCAUCGUCGGUUCCGCUGUAUUCAACAUCCUCUUCGUGAUCGGGAUGUGCGCUAUAUUCUCGAGGACCGUACUGUCGCUCACGUGGUGGCCCCUCUUCAGGGACUGCACCUUCUACAGCGCCAGUCUUCUCACCCUCAUAUACUUCUUCAGCGACAACUACAUAUAUUGGUACGAGGCUCUCGUCCUGUUUUGCUUCUAUCUCGCCUACGUCAGCUUCAUGAAGUGGAACCAGCCCAUGGAGAAGCUCGUCAAGCGGAUACUCUAUAGGAAUAAGGUCACCAGAGUCAGAUCGACCGACCAGCUCAUGCCCUUGCACCAGAGCGCUGCCCAGGCAUUGCAGCAUCCGAACGCGACCAACAGUAGCGAGACCAGUGUGGGCGGUGUAUCAGGGGCGUGCGGCAGUAGCGGAGUACCCGCGGCCGCUGAGGCUGGCUGCAGUAGUAGCAGGGGUGGAAGUAGUAGCGGCCAGGCUGGCGAACACGGGACUCUCUCAGGUCCAGUUCAUUCAACGAGGGAAAGCCACGCCAAAUUCAGGCAUGGCCUUCUACAGCUGAUGAUCCACACGAUCGAUCCUCUCCACGACGGUCAGUCCCGCGCCGGCAAGGUGGACGAGAAAGCGACGCAGCUACACGCGAUAGCCUCAUUGAAGGUUCUACUAGACGCCACGAACCCCCAUAAUGGCGCUGCAAGUUCAACAGCGGCACAAUACUCAGGCUCCAAGGAGACUGCUCUACAGCUUCAGCAGGGCUCACAGUUUACCACCAUGAGCUCCAGCACCACCGCCACUGUCACUGGUACAGGAAUCGUCACCACCACCGCGACUAGUGCGAUCAACAGCAAUACCAUCAACGUCACUGGCAACCCCAAUGCUGGUAAUGCCGCUGCUAUUCAGGAACUUCCAAAUGGUGGUAUCAAUUCCGGAAUGGACGCCGGCCUUGAAUCGGGCGAGGAGGACGAGCUACCAGAGGCUCUGGACAUGGGCUGGCCAAACAACAACAGAAAAAGGCUCACCUAUGUACUUGUGGCGCCGAUACUCUUUCCUCUCUGGUUGACACUACCAGAUACGCGCACACCCAGAGGCAAGAAGUUCUUCGUCGUGACAUUCUUAGGAUCCAUUUUCUGGAUCGCUGGGUACUCGUACCUGAUGGUCUGGUGGGCGAACGUCACGGCCCAGACGAUUGAUAUCCCAGCGGAAGUGAUGGGUCUGACAUUCUUAGCAGCCGGAACAAGCAUCCCCGAUCUCAUAACGAGCGUAAUCGUCGCGCGAAAGGGAUUCGGCGACAUGGCAGUAUCCAGUUCAGUGGGCAGUAACAUAUUCGACGUGACUGUUGGACUUCCGGUACCGUGGCUUCUCUACGGCCUGAUCUACGGUCGACCCGUCAAGGUGAGUUCCAUGGGGAUGGUCUGCAGCAUAGCAAUCCUCUUCUGCAUGCUGCUCUUCGUCAUCAUCAGUAUCGCCUGCUUCAAGUGGCGAAUGAAUAAGGGCCUCGGAUUCACCAUGUUCCUCCUGUACUUUGUCUUCGUUGCCGUAUCGCUCAUGUUCGAAUACCAGUUGCUGGUGUGUCCCGUCUAGUCGAAAAUCUCCAACCAUAUUAGAAAAGUCGAGAACGUUCAACUGCGUGACGAUUACCUCGUCUUCGUUCCAUCAUGCACAACGACGCGCAAUACCGUUUAACGUCUGUACAUAUUGUGUAUACAUCUCUUCGAACCUAGCCGACCGAAGUUAAUUACUCGUUAUUGUUAGAUCCAUCUUCAAGAAAAGAAAAAGAAAAGUAUUGUCGCGUCUUGUCGGAGGAUAAUCGAACCUUCGUCGGACGCGACCACGUACCGCUCAGCCAGUCCCAUUGGCAGACGAGAAUGCUUGUGCGCAUGCGCGAGGGUUUACGAACGCGCGCGCGCAUGCGCACUGCCGUCUUCUCCCACGAGUUGCUGCGCCGUAAACGACACCGCCAUUAGUCAAACGGUACUAGUGUACUCGAGAACCGCCCAGUAGCUGGACUUAAACGUUAGCGCGUCGCUUGUCGUUCGCAUGAAGUUAUUAUUCUACGGAUUAUUAUAGCUUUAAGCAGAAUUCCGACCCCGUCGGGCGUCAUACCUUGGACAUAUCACGAGGUCGACGCUGCGAUCAGUCCGCGCAUGUUACUGCUAGGUGAUGUUGCGUUAUCGUUAUCGUUAACCGUUGUUACUUGAACACAGCGAGAGAGAGACUUUGAUUGAAAGUGCGACUCGCCCUGUAUCAUAUCAUAUAUAUACAUAUUACUUCAAGUUAUUAUUUACUAUAAAUAGUAGAUACUAUAUAUAUAUAUAGGACACUAGUACCUAAUGAUACACGUGACACAAGAGACAUACACACACACUCACACACGCAUACUAUUAUUAAAUACUAUAUACAAAUAUUAUACAUUACAUACGGGAUGUGUGUGCGUGCGUGUGUGAUUGCGAGUGCGUUAGAAAGAUUUAGCGGUCUCGAUAAAUAUCGAUUAAUCCACAUAUCUCGAUUGUCGUCGAUCGGAGAGAAAGGAAUGUCGAGGAAGAACGAGAGUGACAUAGGCACCUUAAUUACAGACACGAUUAAACGAACGUUCCACGUUUAAACGAACAUGCAUCCACUUAUACGAGAGUUGCGUGAUCGAUAGUCUGGAAGCGUUUAAAUGCGGCCUAGCUUUUUAUCGGGUAAACCAACAAGAUGCGUUCCCAUCGACUUGUACGAUGAGCGAUACUUAAUGCAAUGUAAAGGCUCCACGUGAGAAAGAAUACCCGGCUUUUUUGGAUGUCCCGAGUGGGACGUAUUAGGGAUGUCGUGAGCUAUUCUUUAUUUUUGUUUUCUAUCCUGUCACUUCACCAUCACCUAAAAACUUUACCUAACGACUCUUUCUCUGCCUCGACACUUCGUAUCUCUUCCAGGGAUACCUGUACCAGCAUCUUGCUACCUCUGUCGUCGUCUGAUAACAUUUAUACAGCGCCAUCUCGCGUCGUGUCUUACGAAACACGACACGACCCUUUCGCUCUAUUUCUAAUGUAUUUACUCCAGUUACUCCAAUCGUUCUACUUCUCCAAUUUUGAUGUUCGUCAUCAAGUGCACUGAUUCUCCGAUGGGACGAUGGCACACGUAAGGGCGCACUCACAAGUAAAGCGCAUAUCUUUAUGUCCUUCCAGUAACUUUUUAUUCGCGGAGGAAUUUCUCAUUUGACUUUUCGUCGCCGGGUCCUACGGUGAAGACUCGGCCGAUAAUUUUUAAUCACCAUAUCUAAGCGCCUAUACUAGAUUACUAUAUAGAAUAUAGAAGUACUUGCAUAUAGCGUUUGACAGACGCGUAUACGUACCUUGAUGUAUAUACGCGCUUCGAUGAAUACAUGACAUAUUUACAGACACGCGCACACAUACACAUACGUGGACACAUAUGGGAACCAUUGGUAUAUGAGAGAGAGAGAGAGAGAGAGAGAGAGAGAGAGAGAGAGAGAGAGGCGGGGAUGGGGGAGAGAAAAGAGAGAGAGAGAGAGAGUGACAGUGAAUUAAAUUAGCAAAUUAUGCGCAAUACGAUCUUCCCGAUGUUUAAUCACGAAGAUGAAGUUUAUGAAGCGUCUGGAGUGAUUAGGAUGAUGUAUGAGUGAAGGAGAGAGAGAGGUAUAUGGGUAAUGAUGAUUAAAAGAAACGAAAAAUGAUGGUAGAGGACAAUGAUGACAUUUAUGAAUUAGACUUUAGUCAGGAAUGAUCUACUCGCGAUCGAGCCAUCGCUUUUAAGUGAUCUCCAAGUAACGUUUACAUAUCUAGGAUCUAGAUGGACCGAGUCCGGGAUCACGAAUCUCGGAUUCCCGUCGCGCUAACGAAUCUUAUGGGUUAGGGUGUUUUGGCAAUUGGCUUAGUGAAAUUUUAACGUGAAAGGUCAGAAAAAUCGUGAAACCGGGUGAAAUUAUUAAUUUUUAUCAAUUAUUUCUAUACAUAUCAAUACAUUUUUGGGAAUCCGAGGAGACGUGCCCUACUCCCGUUCGUACUUUGUACUUUGUAUUUUAGAUAAACAAGUGUGUAUAUGCGCGUGUGUGCGUGAGAGCGAGAGAGAGGGAGAGAGAAGAUGGAUACAGAGAGACACAAUGAAAAGUAGUGAGAGGUAAGAUACGGAAGGGAUGAUAAAAUGUCGUAGGAGACUGGAGUAUGAAUUAAUUUGAAAAAAAAAAAAUUAAUAACCACGAAAAAAAAGAAAUGUGCGAUUCGCCCUUAAAGAGGUGCGAACAGAUAAAUUAUUGUAGAUACGCGAGAGCGACUAUUAUUAUGUUGUUAGAUCGUUGAUAAAUAUCGGCGGCUCGCAGAGUCUGCCGAUCCCCUUUUUGUAUUCGUACGGUACGUGACUCUGCGCGUGAACCCCCCCUACGAGUCCCCUUUUGAGAAGGGCAAAAGAAAUGAAGAGCGAAAGAAAAAAUGAUAAUGAAUCAUAGAAAAAAUAAGAAAUUCAUAUCACUAGCGUGAUAACCGUGUUUUUAAAUUACUAGCCAAUUUUUUACGUUCAGUCAUACGUCUGGCGAUCGAAGUUCGUAGAGACGAUAAUUAUGACGUGGAUGUUGACGAUUUCUAAAUAAGUAUUUAAAUAUAUUCAUGUAACUCGAAUAUUUACAUAGCGUCGAUUCGUGUAACAAUGCAGAUUUGUUAUCGACCACGUAAUUCUCGUUUCAUAAUCAAAUUGUUACACGCUGCUCGCAAGGCUAAGUCGAUUAUAGAUAUUUUAGAGGUUAUGACGAUACAUUAUCGUUAAAGGUGGCUUCACAAUAAAACGCGUACUACGCUCAUCACGUUAUGUUUUCGUUGGUAAACCCAUUUAUUAUUGACACGGUCUCUUAUUCAUUGUCUCGUUCGCUGUAUGGAUUACAUUGGAGGGCUCAGGUUGACAACGACAAGACACGACGAACGCACAUAUCAGACAGAGAGAAAGAGUGAGAGAAAGAAUGAAAGUGAGAGUGAGAGUGAAAAGAGAGAGGCGAUGAAAACUUAUAUGAUUAAUGGGAAGAGAAGGAAAAAACAAAUGAGUUAACGGUAUUACUAGCGAAAUAAUAAUUAAGGUCCUAGAUAAACGUGUUUCUAGGUGCAUUUAUGCUCGCCGGUUAACCUACCACGU